AGCACAAUCUGCCGCGAAAACCUCUAACGAGUUGGAGUUGCAUGGCUUGCUCUGUGGCACUGAAGGCUGAUAAAAUGCGACAUGGAAUUACAGAAGCAGCGAUAUGACUAACAAAAUCUUUUGAAUCACAACAAGUUUUAUUUUAAAAGCCGAAUCAUGAAAUUUGAAAACAGAAGAAGAGGACAAGUUUGAAAAAACGCGGGAAAUGGCAGACAGGUUACCUGGUGUGGAGAGCUCGGCCAUUAGUAUACUGAAGAGGGCAGUAGAAUUGGACUCCAGUAAGCGCUAUGAUGAGGCGGUGACAUGUUAUCAGGAGGGACUACAGUUACUGCUGGAGGUUCUUAAAGGAGAAACAGAUGUGACAAAGAAGGAAAGAUUCCGACAGAAGAUAAAAGAGUACAUGGAUAGGGCGGAGGAACUAAAGAAGUUUGUCAAAGAGGAGAAAACAGCUGGCAAACAGCAUGAGCAGAUUCAGAUAGAGAGCAAUAAUACAGGAUAUAGCUAUGAGAGGCUGUUCUCACGAUUCCUGAACCAAUUUGUCACAGAAGUAGAGGUGGAGGAUCCGUACAUUCGUUCUAACCAUCAGAUAUACAAUUUUCUAAGAUUCUGUGAAUUAGUUGUGAAAUCUAAAGCACCAGUCAAAGAAAUCCGUCUUCUAACAGGCAGUGAUGAGAGCCCUGAUCUCCAGGCCCAACAGCAUGAAAAACUGGGACAGCUGUCAGAAAGUCUCCGUAGUCAUAAAAUCAAGCUGACAGUCAAAUACUCCGACACACUGCAUGACAGAGAAAUCAGGUUUGAUACUGGAUGGGUGGUCAAAAUUGGAAGAGGUUUAGACAUUUAUAAAGCUGCCGGAAGCAAGUUUUCAAUUGGAUUUUGUGAUUUUGACCUUCGACCCUGCCACAAGACAACAGUGGAUAUUUUUAACAGGAAGUAUGUGAAAGAUACAAGUGACAGUGCUGAGGGUUCAGUCUGACAAAGGCUAUCAGAUAUGUAUCUAUGCAUGACUGUGAUAUUUAUUUAUUUGUUCAUGUUCUUGUUUAGUUUGAUUAUGAUUUAGUUAAGGAACUCUGCAUUUACCAAUUGCUCAUAAAACUGAGAGUUUUUAAGUUUUGAAUCGGACAAAAUGACUGAUUUUGAUAUAUAGACAAAUAGGUAAAUGCUGUCUCAGUUUACAUGUUCAAAAAGAGAGUAUAUACAAUAUUGAUUGAAAUUGUAGACAUUAACAGGCAGAUUUAUUAUUCACAUUCAAUAAUUCAUAAUUUUUUUUUUAAUUUCACUUAUAAGAAGAGAAUUUCUUAGAGCUUCAGCCUUUCAGUAUUUUAUGUACUUUCUCUUUUGUGAUAGUAAAACGGAAUAUAAAACAAUGAAAAUGACAAUAUUACAUUGUAAUUGAUUUUAUAGACUACUAUAAAGUCAUAAUUAUGAGGCAAUAUAGCUUUGACCAUGGUAACAAAGUAUUAAUAUAAAGGCAGUAUUUUUCUGUCACACAUUCUAAGAUGGAUAAUUCCAACAUAUUUUUAUUUAAUACAUAAAUCAGCACACUCAAAGUUUAGCACAAUCUUCUAAUUUAAUUGUUUAGAGUUGUUAUAAUAUAGCACACCUUAAUCUUGAAAAGCUGCAAGUAUUAGUUCCAAUCAUAUAUUAGUGUACAUGAUUUACAAGAAUUGUAACAGGAUGAAAGACAAUGAAAUAUAAACCCAUCUUAAACAAGUGUGUUUUCAGUUUGCUUGAAAAUUAUGUAUAUUUUAUAAAGAUAAAUAGGCUAAAACAAUGUUCAGUAUA
This is a messenger RNA of Saccostrea cuccullata (small rock oyster), 1782 nucleotides long. RefSeq names its product MIT domain-containing protein 1-like. NCBI's taxonomy places the organism in Eukaryota, Metazoa, Mollusca, Bivalvia, Ostreida, Ostreidae. The record is from RefSeq and is a predicted model, not a curated record. The transcript is spliced from 7 exons. Bases 206 to 973 code for a protein of 255 amino acids.